Messenger RNA from Astrephomene gubernaculifera, 1112 nucleotides. The record is from the annotation of a GenBank genome assembly. Lineage: Eukaryota; Viridiplantae; Chlorophyta; Chlorophyceae; Chlamydomonadales; Astrephomenaceae.
CUGCUGGUUGUGCCGCUGCGGCUGCUGCCGCUGCCGCUGCUGGUGCUGGUGCUGACAGCGGGAACACCACCACCAGCAGCCCCACCAGCGGCGAGGUGGGCGGCCGGUGUGUGCGUAUUGACCUGGUUCUCGACAACAGCGGGCUGGAGCUGUUCAGUGACCUGUGCCUGGCGGACCUGCUGCUGGAGGCGGGAGUCGUGGACCAGGUCAUCCUGCACGGCAAACCCAUUCCCUGGUUCGUGUCCGACACACUCGAGGGGGAUCUGCGUGACCUCCUCGCCAGCUGCUGCGAUGAGCGUACGACACAAGAUGAAGGAGCAGGAACAGGAGCCCCCGCCUCCUCUUCCUGCUCGCCUUCCUCUCCCUCUUCUUCUUGGCCUUCCUCCUCUUCCUCCUCCUCCUCAGCUUCAUGGCAGGAUGUACGGCACUUGGCGGUGCGGUGGCGUUCUUACUUGGAUUCAGGACGCUGGCAGUGGCGAGCGCAUCCCUUUUGGUGCACACCCGCGCCGUUUUGCUGGAUGAAGGCUGUAGCACCGGAUCUGUACGACAGCUUUGCGAACGGCAAUAGCGAUUUGAUAAUCUUCAAGGGCGAUCUUAACUACCGCAAACUGACCCAUGAUUGCAGAUGGCCCCACACGACUCCCUUCCAAGAGGCCCUACAGGGUUUCCGCCCCGCCCCGCUGGUGGCCCUGCGCACCCUCAAGGCUGAUGUGGUGGCUGGACUGGCCCCCGGACUCAGCCAGCGACUGAGUACGGCAGAUCCCGAUUGGCUGGUCAACGGCAAGUGGGGCAUGGUGCAGGCAGCACUGUGAUGCCCCGUGUGAGGGUAUCCUGUGAGGGUUAGGGACGGAGAGGAGAGGGCAGAGACAGCUGCUUGUUGCCCGGACAAGACCUAAAGAUGACGCCCCUUCAGGCUGGAAAACUGAGGAACACUUGCAGUUGUGAUUGGGGCGCUGUGAUUGGGAAGCGGUGGUGCUGCUGUGCUGCGUCCUGGUCGUCCUGCAGUUGGCCGGGCCACGGCAGGGAGGUGUGGCAGGCAGAUACCGGUACCGAUAGGUAGUGAGAGCGGCAUGCUGGGGCAAGUGGCUGCUGCAGCUGGCAUAGUAGAGGUG